GUAGUUGAACUUGACAUGUACGACCAGAGCCGUAUAUGCAGAACAUCUGGCGUGAGAGCGUGCGACAAUAACUUACACUGGGAGUUGAGCGGCGGCGAGACUCUCACAGAAGAUGGUGAGAGUCACAUGAUAUCUGCUGCAACCACAGCAGCGAAUGAGGGAUGCCAGGAAGUACAAACAGCUGGAAAGGAAUUGUCUAGUGAAAGUGUGUCAUUCAAGGUUACUUACAAGCGGACAAAUUACGACGUAACGUUUAGUUUCGAGAAAACAGUUGGAGAAUUGAAAGAUUACCUUGGCAAACUUACAGGUGUUCCUGUAGUCAUGAUGAAACUGAUGUACAAAGGAGCUGUGAAAGAUGACAGCAAGACGUUGAGGGACAUUAGAGUGAUGAAUGGUGCAAAAAUGAUGAUUGUUGGGUCAACUGUAACUGAUGUGAUGACACUAGCGGCCCCAUUGCCUGCUUCUGACAAGCAAAAGGAAGAGGAAUCUGGUCCAACAAAAGAACCUUUCUCUAAACAGAGGCCUCACUGUCUGAUUAUUGACAAGGGAAAGCCAGAUGAUGCUCUACCAGCAAGAAUAGGCAAGAAGGAAGCACUUCCCAAGGUUCCUGUAUCAGGCAUGUUAAACAAGUUAGGAGGAAAAGUUAGGCUUACAUUCAAGCUUGAUGUCGAUCAGCUGUGGAUAGGCACAAGAGAAAGAACUCAAAAGGUACAAAUGAGUUCCAUUCAUUCUGUUAUAUCAGAGCCAAUUGUAGGUCAUGAGGAAUACCACAUCAUGGCACUUCAAUUAGGACCAACAGAACAGUCAAGAUUCUGGAUCUACUGGGUACCAGCUCAAUACAUUGAUGCUAUAAAAGAUACUAUUUUAGGAAAGUGGCAGUACUUCUAAGCAUCAGAACACAAAAGAGCACACUAUCUGGUUUUCUAUUUGUCUGCAGAAAAGUUUGUUUUUUUGAUGGAAAGAACUGUAGUUGCCUUCUAAAUCUGUUAAUUGUUGUUACCUCAUAACAGACUAUCCUGAAAUCUUCA
Corticium candelabrum is the source of this 1028-nucleotide messenger RNA. RefSeq names its product ubiquitin domain-containing protein UBFD1-like. NCBI's taxonomy places the organism in Eukaryota, Metazoa, Porifera, Homoscleromorpha, Homosclerophorida, Plakinidae. The record is from RefSeq and is a predicted model, not a curated record. The transcript is spliced from 9 exons. The coding region runs from base 16 to 888 and encodes 290 amino acids. Gene Ontology annotation, molecular function: RNA binding; cadherin binding.